GGACACCACGAAACCAUACUCUGAAACAAUAUCAAGAAAGAUAAGAACUCAGAAGCAAUAUCAAGAAGGAAGAUAAAGAAGAGAUGGAACCGGGAAAAAUGGUGUGCGUGACCGGCGCCAGCGGGUACAUCGGGUCACACGUCGUCCAGAUCCUUCUCCAGCGCGGUUACACCAUCAACGGUACCGUACAGCAACUGGACGAUGAGGCCGAGACGAAGCAUCUCCAGUGCAUGGAUGGUGCUCAGGAUCGUCUCAAGCUUUUCCAGAUGGAUCUCUUGGACUACGAUUCCAUCCUCGCCGCCGUCCAUGGCGUCUCCGGCAUCCUCCACCUCGCCUCCCCUCUCACCAUCGGCGCUAUUCUGGAUCCAGAGAGAGAGCUGAUUGAGCCGGCGGUGAAGGGGACGGUUAAUGUGCUCCGUGCGGCGAAGGAGUGUGGGGUGAAGCGCGUGGUGGUGACCUCGUCGGUCUCAUCCAUGGUUCCGAACCCUGGAUGGCCGGCGGAUGUGGUCAUCGAUGAGGAUUGUUGGCUUGAUCUCGAGUAUUGUAAGCAAAAUGGGAUUUGGUACCCGCUUUCGAAGGCGUUGGCGGAGAAGGCGGCGUGGGAGUUCGCCGGAGAGAACGAGGUGGAUGUGGCCGUCGUCAAUCCGGGGACGGUGUUGGGGCCGAUCAUCCCGCCGGCGAUCAAUGCUAGCAUGGGUAUGGUCCGUCAGCUUCUUCAAGGCUGCCCUGAUCAUUUUACAAACUUUUUCAUUGGAGCUGUACAUGUAAAAGAUGUAGCCAUGGCUCAUAUUUUACUGCAUGAGAAUCCGGCAGGUGCCGGAAGGCAUCUCUGCAUAGAAAGAAUCUGUCAUUGGAGUGACUUUGCAGCAAAAGUUGCAGAGCUGUACCCUGAAUACAAAAUCUCCAGUUUUCCAAAGGAUACACAACCAGGGGUGUUGAGAGCUUCUGAUCCAGCCAAGAAGCUGAUUGCCUUGGGAAUGCACUUCACCCCCAUGGAACAAAUCAUCAAAGAUGCUGUGGAGAGUUUGAAGAGCAAAGGCUACAUUUAAAAGCUUUCAUCUCCAAGUAAUUUGCUGAAUAAGUAAUUGAGUAUAUAGCGCUAUUAUAAGUGUCUUAUUACAUGUUAAAACAUGGCUAUCUAGCGUGUUAUCAGUGCUUUAUAGUAUUGUUAAAACUAUGCUUGUAAAAGUGAAACUCUCUUUGAUUAAUGUUUCCUUAUUAUUUAUUGUGAUGAUUACUAUGUUUCCGA
Dioscorea cayenensis subsp. rotundata (Guinea yam) is the source of this 1249-nucleotide messenger RNA. Its product is annotated as cinnamoyl-CoA reductase 1-like. Gene Ontology annotation, molecular function: oxidoreductase activity, acting on the CH-OH group of donors, NAD or NADP as acceptor. The record is from RefSeq and is a predicted model, not a curated record. Lineage: Eukaryota; Viridiplantae; Streptophyta; Magnoliopsida; Dioscoreales; Dioscoreaceae. The transcript has 6 exons. Bases 84 to 1049 code for a protein of 321 amino acids.